AUGGUCGAGCUGCUCCCACUUGAACUUGGCCAGUUCCGCGUGUUUGACCCUGGAGACAUGUGGACGCACGUUAUCAUGGUGCAGAACCACGCCCUCCGUUCACAGCCUAUAGAAGAUUCGAGUAGUGGUGGAGCUGCCGGUGGAGGUGAAGCAUCAGCUGCAGCGUCAGGAGGUGGAACCUCUUUUGGUGGUAGCCCUACUUUUAUAAGAAGAGAGGGAAUGUAUGGUGAAGAUGGCGGUGGGUAUGGUAGAGGAGGCUCUGGAUUAUAUAUGGGAGGAAGUGGAAACUCUUAUUCUGGCAGUGGAGGUACUAUAACCGGAGAAGGAUCUUUUGGAGGUAGUGAUGGUACAGACGUCUAUAGUGAAGGAAAUGCCGGAGGAAUGUUUGGGUUAGGACUAAGAGCAAGGCCUGGAGAUGAUAAUGACGAUAGUGCUGAUUAUAAUCGUAAUAAUAAUAACAGCACUCCGGAAGAAGACGUGUUAUACAUACCGCUUGAACAGUAUGGAAAGUUCAGAAAAUCCGGCAGAUACGAGAGAGCGCUUCCGGAUGUCACCAAUGAACAAUUGCUAAACAGUUUGUCAUCGCACGAUGUUCCCUGGAUUCUAAGGGCCCUCCAUCUUGAUCAAUACGCUCAGAGAAAAGGCAUUCAUCACGAUAAUAAAACCGGAAGAACAGAAAAUAGCUCAAAGCAUCGGAAUAGAAAUUACAUCUUACCAUUGUCAAUUGAGCAAAAUUAUAAAACAAGAGACAAAAAUAAUAAUUAAUCCUUUGAAAGGAUAAACAUCAUCUGCAGUUUGGA
Argiope bruennichi is the source of this 800-nucleotide messenger RNA. Its product is annotated as heterogeneous nuclear ribonucleoprotein A1-like. The record is from RefSeq and is a predicted model, not a curated record. NCBI's taxonomy places the organism in Eukaryota, Metazoa, Arthropoda, Arachnida, Araneae, Araneidae. Bases 1 to 765 code for a protein of 254 amino acids. The transcript is spliced from 8 exons.